This is a messenger RNA of Penicillium arizonense, 633 nucleotides long. RefSeq lists its product as uncharacterized. The transcript has 2 exons. The coding region runs from base 1 to 633 and encodes 210 amino acids. NCBI's taxonomy places the organism in Eukaryota, Fungi, Ascomycota, Eurotiomycetes, Eurotiales, Aspergillaceae. Gene Ontology annotation, cellular component: cytoplasm; nucleus. The record is from RefSeq and is a predicted model, not a curated record.
AUGAAUAUUUGCUUUUUCUCCCCAGCUCCUCUACGCUAUGAGCUUGGUGACGGUCAUACCUACGACUACGUGGAAGGCGUUUUCCCUUAUGAGUUGGCAUCCGAAAUCAAGGAUCUCGUGCCGUCCAAUGACAAAGGUUUCUCAUAUUUUGACCCAGAAUCGGCCAAGGCCUCGCUGCAAGCAGUCGAAGACCUGGAAAACUUCAUCGCCAGUGAGGGACCCUAUGACGGAGUCCUAGCUUUUAGUCAAGGUAUGAUGUUGGCAUGCACCCUUCUGAUGCGUAAUGUCGAGAAAAAGAAACCGUUGCCCUUCAAAUGCGCUAUUUUCUUCUCGCCUCGCAUGGCACCAUUGGACUAUGCAGAUCUAUGCCGUGGCGUCUUCACGGAGAUCGAGACCAAGCGGGUCACCCAAGCCAUUGAGAUUCCAACAACCCUAGUGUGGGGCUCAAUGGACCCACACGCCCCUAAAGCAAUCGACAUGCAGAAACUAUUCACUCGCGAUGGUCUCUCGACUUGCGUUCACGAUGGUGGUCAUGAGAUCCCAGGCUAUGCACUGAAGAAGGGGCUAUUGGAUACGGUCAAUGUGAUCAGGAGAACAACCAACCAAGCUGUGCAGAUCUUCCCUCGGGAGUAA